Messenger RNA from Ziziphus jujuba (common jujube), 1870 nucleotides. RefSeq names its product probable trehalose-phosphate phosphatase C. Gene Ontology annotation, biological process: trehalose biosynthetic process. The record is from RefSeq and is a predicted model, not a curated record. NCBI's taxonomy places the organism in Eukaryota, Viridiplantae, Streptophyta, Magnoliopsida, Rosales, Rhamnaceae. Gene Ontology annotation, molecular function: trehalose-phosphatase activity. The transcript is spliced from 12 exons. The coding region runs from base 487 to 1545 and encodes 352 amino acids.
CUCUCUCUCUCUCUCUCUCUCUCUCUCUCUCUCUCUCUUAUUUUCGUUAUCUAGUUUUCUUCUCUCUCUCUCUCUCUCUCUCCCCCCCGACGCUUUCAAUUUCGCUGCAACUCAACGAAAGCGAACCUUCGCCGCCGUCGAACACCAUUAUAUUCGGCUUUCAUUUAUUUUAUUAUUAUUAUUUUUUUAUGAAUUUAUUUUCUCUAUUUUUUAAUAUAAAAUCUUGGACAUAAAAUUUGCGAAAACUCUGCGAACGAGACGGUUGGAAUCGUUUUUUUUUUUUUUUGAACCUCCAAAAAAAAAACGUUUUAUUACUCAAACGCGAAAUAUGGAGAGUGGAUGUGUCUUACCCUAUAAUGAAACUAUUCUGGAGGCUCGUAGAUGAAGCAGUUUCCGUCACGCGCCGCUUCAGGUAAACAGAUUUUGAAAGCAGUAGGAAAUUACAAAUCAGACCAUCUCAGCCACUGAGAUUACAAGUUUCAGGCAAUGGGACUCCAAAGAUCAUCUUCUUCCACCAAUAAACAAAAAAAUAUAAAGGUGUAUUCCAUCACAAAUGUAGCAGAGAAGGAAGACAAAGAUGGUGAUUGCUUAUUCACAUCAAUAACUUCAAAUCUCUAUGAUCAGACCUCUGAUUCUACUUAUACUUCAUGGCGGGUGGAACAUCCUUCUGCAUUGGGCUCAUUUGAUCGGAUGAUGAAAGCAGCAAAAGGGAAGAGGAUUGUGGUGUUUCUGGAUUACGAUGGGACCCUCUCACCCAUUGUGGACGAUCCUGAUCGUGCUUUCAUGUCCGAUGAGAUGCGCGGUGCAGUACGUGAAGUAGCAAAAUAUUUCCCCACAGCAAUUGUCAGUGGAAGGGGUAGGGACAAGGUGAAAGAAUUUGUAAAAUUGAGUAAUGUGUAUUAUGCGGGGAGUCAUGGGAUGGACAUCAUGGCCCCUGCAAGACCACUCGUGAAGUCUAGUGAUGGCAAGUACCAAACCAAAUCCCUUGAUAAAAAGGGCAGUGAAGUUAUAUUCCAACCUGCUAAAAUGUUUCUGCCUACCAUUAAAGAGAUACUCAAAGAACUCGAGGAAAAAACCCGGAAAAUCCCAGGUGCAAAAGUAGAAGAUAAUAGAUUUUGCAUUUCAGUACAUUACAGGAAGGUCCGGGAAGAGGAUUAUGGGAUAUUGGAAGAGAAGGUGAUGUCUGUGGUUGAAAAGUAUCCAGAAUUUCACCUAACUGAGGGUAAAAAGGUUAUGGAAAUUCGACCCUCAAUACAAUGGAAUAAAGGUCAUGCCCUGGAAUAUUUACUUGAGACUCUCGGCGUCAGCAACUCCAGCGAAGUCCUUCCUUUGUACAUCGGGGAUGAUCGAACCGAUGAAGAUGCAUUCAAGGUAAUACGAUGUAGAGGAGAAGGGUUUCCAAUAAUAGUAUCUUCUAUAGCAAAGGGGACAGAAGCUUCAUACUCUUUGCAUGAUCCAUCAGAAGUAUUAAGUUUUUUGUUACGUCUGGCAAGAUGGAGGAAAGCCUCUUCCUCAAGCAGGUCAUUUUAUAAUAUGCUCAAAUGAAAAUUUGGGUUUUAAUUUUGUAUACAAAAGAAUUAGGAGGAAAAAAAAAAAAAAAAACAAAUUAAGUUUUUUUUUUUUUUUUGUUUUUUUAAUUUGCUCGGGUCUUGGAGUAUUUUAUAUUUAGUGUCAAAUAUUCCUGUAGAAAGCUGUAAGAAAACUUCCAAGGCAUGCAUGGUUUUAGCUUUUUUUAUGAAACAACCAUGCGAUUUGGAGUCAAUAUUACUAGCUAGCUUGUUAUUGGCAAUAUAUACAAACAGAACAUCUAUCCAUGAUAUAUUUGUAUAUUAAUUACAUUUACCUUCUUUUAUUUUUAUUUUUUCCCCCC